Acanthosepion pharaonis is the source of this 570-nucleotide messenger RNA. Lineage: Eukaryota; Metazoa; Mollusca; Cephalopoda; Sepiida; Sepiidae. The record is from the annotation of a GenBank genome assembly.
AUGUGGCCACGGCUAUCCCGUCCAAUAGGAGAGGAAACGCGGGAUCGAAGCAGAGCGGGCGUCGUCGUCACUAGGGGCGGCCGCGGUCGUCGUGGUCCGCGUCGGUGGCGCUCGUCGUCGCCGUUCGCGUGCACUUCGGCUGCUGUCGCUUCGCACGCGGUGGCGUCCGCAAACGGGCCACCCGAUUCGAUAUCCACAACAAGCGGGACUUUGCCGUCGCUGUCUUAUUUCGAAUUCCCGCUCUGUGUGUUCACACUGCGACCUAUGGAGACUGAAGCCCUCGACCUACAUUGGUCUCACGGACUCCAGAGGAUUGAACAACGAACAAUCUAUCUAUCUAUCUAUCUAUCUAUCUAUCUAUCUAUCUAUCUAUCCCAUACUGUUCAUACUUAUCUAACUAUCUGUCACACUCCAUUUCGUUCUUUCAGGCAUGAUUCGAUGAUUGGUUACUUUUUUAUCUAUCUAUCUAUCUAUCUAUCUAUCUAUCUAUCUAUCUAUCUAUCUAUCACAAUUUGUUCAUACUUAUCUGUUAUUGCAAUCUCGCAUGCGCUGACACAGUUCUUCCCUUGA